This is a messenger RNA of Sinocyclocheilus rhinocerous, 664 nucleotides long. Its product is annotated as HRAS-like suppressor 3. The record is from RefSeq and is a predicted model, not a curated record. Gene Ontology annotation, molecular function: A2-type glycerophospholipase activity; glycerophospholipid phospholipase A1 activity. The coding region runs from base 93 to 599 and encodes 168 amino acids. The transcript has 6 exons. Gene Ontology annotation, cellular component: cytoplasm. Gene Ontology annotation, biological process: N-acylphosphatidylethanolamine metabolic process. NCBI's taxonomy places the organism in Eukaryota, Metazoa, Chordata, Actinopteri, Cypriniformes, Cyprinidae.
UGGUCGAGUAGCGCGAUAGAGUCUCUGAUUUCACUUCAGAAACAGCAUCACUGCGACGUACUUGAUGAAAAAAGUGAAAGUUUGAGGUUGCAAUGGCCAAAUACGAGAAAAAGCCAGAGCCCGGAGACCUCAUUGAAAUCUCCCGAGGCUUAUACCAGCACUGGGCUAUUUAUGUUGGUGAAGGUUAUGUGAUUCACCUGGCACCACCCUCUGAACAUGCUCAAGCUGGGGCCAACAGAAUCAUGUCAGUACUACAUGAAAGAGCCACAGUGAAAAAAGAACAACUUUAUGAAGUAGUUGGCAAUAAUGAUUAUCGUAUCAACAACCUUUUGGAUGAGAAAUAUAAGCCACGUCCUGUUCGAGAGAUUCUACAGGAUGCACACAGUUUUGUGGGAAAAGAACGUACAUAUAGUGUGUUUACAAAGAACUGUGAGCACUUUGUUACAGAGCUGAGAUAUGGAAAACCACAAUCCCGCCAGGUGCAAGAUGCAGUGAGGACUGUUGCUGCAGGGGCUGGUGCAGGGCUUGGCAUUGGAAUCAUUGCUUAUGCAGUUGCAACCUUUCUUGGUUCAAAAGACAAAGAGAAGCAGACACAAUGAACAAUAGCUGAACAUGCUCAAGCUGGGGCCAACAGGAUGAUGUCAGUACUACACGAAAAAGCCAC